Molecule: messenger RNA, 1114 nt
Organism: Amborella trichopoda
Lineage: Eukaryota; Viridiplantae; Streptophyta; Magnoliopsida; Amborellales; Amborellaceae
Product: actin-depolymerizing factor 7
Biological process (GO): actin filament depolymerization
Cellular component (GO): actin cytoskeleton
Molecular function (GO): actin binding
Source: RefSeq, a predicted model, not a curated record
GAACAGCCGACUCCAACAAUCAAUUGUGGCGCUGCUCGACCGAGUCAUCCAUGAUAAACACGGCAUCAUGACGUGGCCGUCUCCGAUUGGUUUAUCAAUGCUUUAGUCAUGGCAUGGUCAUCCAUGACGGUGGUCAUGACCAUCCCAAGAGAGCCAUCAAAAUGACAGAGAGGGGACGAGUCCUCAUCACUGCACCCAAGCCUCCUCCCUCCUGAUUUCAGGUUUCCUUGCCCUAAUUUUCUCUCUCUUCUUCCUCUUAUCUCUCUAGCCUUUCUAUUUAUUUCUCUCUCUGCAAAAUCCCCGCGAUUCCUCUUUGAUCGGCAAUAAUGGCCAAUGCGGCAUCAGGGAUGGCAGUCAAUGAUGAAUGCAAGUUAAAGUUCUUGGAAUUAAAAGCAAAGAGAACUUACCGCUAUGUAGUUUUCAAGAUUGAGGAGAAGCUCAAGCAGGUGAUUGUUGAAAAGCUCGGGGAGCCAACUGAUGGUUAUGAGGCGUUCACAGCAAGCCUCCCAGCAAAUGAGUGUCGAUAUGCAGUUUAUGACUUUGACUUUGUCACAGAAGAAAAUUGCCAGAAGAGCAAGAUUUUCUUCAUUGCAUGGUCCCCUGAUAUAGCGAAGGUGAGAAGUAAGAUGUUGUAUGCUAGCUCCAAGGACAGAUUCAAGAGGGAACUUGACGGUAUUCAGGUUGAGUUGCAAGCAACUGAUCCCACUGAAAUGGGCCUGGAUGUUAUUAGAGGUCGUGCCAAUUAGACCCAUGUUAUUGGGGUUAUUUAGCAUGCAUUGCAAAUCGUCAACAAGGAGAUUCCCUCCCUAUAGCUUUGGUUGCAUAAGUGAAGUGUUUACAGUUUUAUUGGAUGGUGGUUUUGGAUAGAUGAUAUGGUUUGGUAUUUGAGUUUACAAUACGGGUCUUCUUGUUUCUAGUUAAGACAGCGUGAAAAUUCUUGUGUAUGGAAUGCAUUUUAGUAUUUGUGAAACCUGCGUGACGAGUGGGCCCUUUUGUGGCAUGCUGCCAUCAGUCAAAUAUCUUCAAGUUGUUAAUGAUCUUAAACUGUUUGUGGGUUAGACAGGACCUGUAGUUUGUUUGAUUAUCAACGAAAUUUGUGUUUGACCUUCAACCA